Molecule: messenger RNA, 3164 nt
Organism: Octopus bimaculoides (California two-spot octopus)
Lineage: Eukaryota; Metazoa; Mollusca; Cephalopoda; Octopoda; Octopodidae
Product: protein zyg-11 homolog B
Cellular component (GO): Cul2-RING ubiquitin ligase complex
Source: RefSeq, a predicted model, not a curated record
CAUUUUUCGCUCAACACCGCUAUAAGAAGCCAUCACUGAACAAUUUAUAGUGGCACUUAAUGACGACUCAACAGGAUUGGAUUCAUUUUGUAAAACAAUAAUUAUUUUAUAAAUAAUAUUCUAAACCAAACCCAGUCGGAAAAUGAGCUGUUUUUACUAGGCACCAUGUAUGAUACUCCAAACAGCCUCCAAGACUGUUGCGUUGAUUUUAUUUGUGACAACAUUGGAAACUUGUGCCAGGUACAACCUGGAGUGGAAAAAAGCAACCGGAAGCUUGUAUUCAAAGACCCUGAUGUUUGUUUCCAUGGAAAAUUAUCUGAACAAAUUCUGCAGAGUUUGUGUGAAAAGGGUAAGCUAAAUGAUGAAACAUUAAGUUUAUUUGACCCAAGUGUUUCUAUCUUGAAACGAGUGUCAAUUCGCGAUGCUCAGCUCACAACAAAAGGCCUACGGAUAUUAAAGUCACAUAAAAUAUCUGAACUGGAAAUAACUGGUUUGAAAUCAGUAGCUGUAAAUGAUGUUAUUGGCUGUCUUGGAGAGUGGACACUUUCUAACUUGCGAAUGUUGAAUGUAAGUAAUAGUACUUUUAUUAGUAGCAACAAGUAUUGUGUGGUCAUAUCAUUGGCAAAACUUCAAAACUUACAAAGCCUCAAUGUUAGUAACACAGAAUUUAAUAAACAUGGACUUGAAAUAAUAGUUGAAGAGUUACCUACUCUUGAAAGUCUUGACAUAUCAGGUACACCUAUCAAUGACAUUUCUCCAUUAAGAAAAUGCAAAGAUCGGUUACGUUGCUUGUCUAUGUACAAUUUGCGGGCAUCGCAUAAUGACGAGUUAGUGUCGAUAUUAUGUGAAUUAUCCAAACUGACCCACCUCGAUGUAUCUGAUAGUGAUGCACAGACAUUUGUCAACACACAGACACGAUUUAGAAUACAAGAACUGCUUGUGCGUAAAACCUGUCUACCAAAUUUAACCUCUUUAGAUAUAUCUGGGAAAGAAGAAAUAUCUGAAGUGAUAUUAUUAGAGUUCCUUCAACAUCAUCCGAAACUGAAAUUCCUUGGCCUUUCUCUUACAGUAGCAUGCCAAUUUAGUGUGAUAGCCUCAUCAAAAUGUUUACAUGGGACUCCUAUUGUGAUAACAGGUGAAGCCAAUGAAAUGCAGAUAUUGGAAUCACUUCGAAGGUAUAUAUUGCGAGAGAAAUACAUCCAGAAAUCACUUUACACAUUGUUUAGCUUAACACAGAACUUAGAGAAGCCUCGCCAAGACAUCAUUAAGCAUGUGUUGCCUGGCAUGAAAUGUCAUCCAAAGCAGUUGGGGGUUCAAAUGGCUGCAACAGCUUGUUUGUACAAUCUCACUAAAGGUGAAGUCAGCCAAAAGAUACACCCUACAUGUUUGCGCAAAGUAGUGGAACUGACUCUCUUGUCUAUGGAAAAUUUCCCCAAACACCAGCAGUUACAAAAGAAUGCUUUGCUGACUCUUUGUAGCGAUCGAAUACUGCAAGAUGUGAGCUUUGAUCGGUUCCGCUGUGCAGAACUAGUUAUGGAUUGUUUGUGUUCUUUUGAUGAUUCUUCUAUGAACAGAAUGUCCGUAGCUAUUUGUUCCAUCUUAGCUGCUAAGAUCUCAACAGAAGAGACUUCAAGACUUGGAGGAACCCAUCACUAUAUGCAGAAGAUGCUGGAAUUGGUGCAUCAGAAAAUGGAACAUAUGGCUAUUGAUAUCACCUUGAAAUUUACAUUAAGUGCUCUUUGGAAUCUUACUGAUGAGUCUCCUGCAACCUGCAAUGUGUUCUUGAAUGAAGGAGGCCUCGAUCUAUUUAUGAGAGCUUUAGAGGUGAUCAAACCAGUUCAGCACGAUGUCAAAGUCCAGGUUGAAACAAAAAUAUUAGGUUUAUUGAAUAAUAUUGCAGAAGUAGAGAAAUUGCGAUACGCUUUAAUGCGAGAAGAUUUCAUCCUUCUUGUGAGACGUUUACUUCAGGCUGAGCAGAUUGAUGUGAGCUAUUUUGCUGCUGGUAUAUUUGCCCAUUUAGCCAGUGAUGCCAGUGAAUAUUGGAUGAGUUCUAGUCUUACUAGAGAUGAUGUCUUAAAUGAAUUGAAAGAUGUUGUCCUAAAAUGGGAGCAGCCACAAGGGGAAAUGGUUGCAUACAGAUGUUUCAAACCAUUCUUUCCUUUGUUGCAAUGUUAUGAAGCUCCUCCUGUUCAGCUUUGGGCAUGCUGGGCAAUACAGCAUGUCUGCACAAAAAAUGGAGACCGUUACUGCCCGAUGUUACACAGAGAGAAGGGUUUUGAUAUCUUGUUUGAGCUGGUCUGCAACAAGAACACAGAACCAGAAGUGUACAGACUUGCUGAGAAUGUCCUUUUAUUGAUGAAACCACACAUACAGAACUGCAGUUCUCAGUACUCAUAGGAUGGACUCACUUCCAUGGGUGGUACUUCAUUUACCACCAUGUCCCAUACUCUACUGUCUUAUGGUAACUAACACACCACCAUGUCUCCCUUCCCACACUAUAUUGUUCCAUGUCCUAGCCCACUUCUCACCCAUCUUCUUCUCCUACUCCCAAAUUUACAUAUACACAAUACUGAAAUUAGAGCAGGGAUGCACGUAUACACUCAUACACACAUUUGCUCAUUUGCAUACAUGCAGAUACACAUGAAAGCAUCACACAAGCAUACACUCAUAAACCUACAUACAGACUCAGUCAUUCAGUUAUGCAUGCACAAUGAUACAUGCACACUGGCAUACAUGCAUAUGUACUUGUACAUCAGCAAGCAUAUAUGUAUGUAUACUUAUGCAUGAAUGCACACACAAAAGAUGCAUGCAUAUAUGAACAUGAUCUUCAUAAACACAUUCAAAUAUAUGUAAGCACACAUCCAUCAACAUUUGUGCACACGAGCAGUUUUUUGCAUGCACCAACAUACACACUGGACUCAUAAACACACACACUGCACAACUAUUAAAUAUACUGCAACAAUACAACUGGUUCUAUGUUAAAACUGGUUUUAACACCUUUUUUUUUUCCUUGCCCUCAAUAUCUUUCCACUUCCCCCUUUUUUUUAAAAUAAAUUAUUUUAUGAUUAUUCUUCUCCAGUAAAGGUUUUCUUAAAUACAUUCACUGUGGAAGUUUCUGGAAUACAAUCAUUUUAAUUGGAAAAUAAAAUUUUAAAAAAUGAAAA